Messenger RNA from Eleginops maclovinus (Patagonian blennie), 4194 nucleotides. RefSeq names its product proprotein convertase subtilisin/kexin type 7 (gene pcsk7). The record is from RefSeq and is a predicted model, not a curated record. Gene Ontology annotation, cellular component: trans-Golgi network; Golgi membrane. Gene Ontology annotation, molecular function: serine-type endopeptidase activity. Lineage: Eukaryota; Metazoa; Chordata; Actinopteri; Perciformes; Eleginopidae. The transcript is spliced from 17 exons. Gene Ontology annotation, biological process: protein processing. The coding region runs from base 152 to 2449 and encodes 765 amino acids.
CGUAAAUAUUGUGACUUGUGUGUUACGGAAAUGAGGUGACAACCUGCUCAUGAAUUUCACGAGGAACGGAUGAAAUACGGUUUGGUGGAAAGGUUGCUGUUCAGCUGAUGAGGGCUUGCCUGGUCCGCCCUGUGUGUCACCCUCCGUUACCAUGGCAACACCAUAUUAUCCCACAUUCCUGGUCCUUCUUUUUGUUUCCUCCAUCAGUCUCUUACUUCUAACUCUCCUGCCCGCUGUUUCCCCAUCUACCUCAUCUCCUCCGUCCCCUUGGCCGUCACCUUCCUGCGGCAAGGGUCAGUCCUGGGCCGUCCGACUCCAUUCGGGCCCACAUCAUGAGGAAGAAGACAGGGAAUUGAGCUCUGUGCACCUGGAUGGGAUAGCAAACAGGGUAGCAGAGCAGGCUGGGUUGAAGAACCAGGGCCAGGUUGGACAGCUGAAAGGCCACUACCUGCUGUGUUCUGAUAAACCUGGAUCUGUAGCUAGUAUUUGGAGCAGGAGUCUCCGGCCUGGUGACAUCCUGGCAGCCCACCCUCAUGUCCUGUGGUACUCUCAGGAGCGAGUGCUGAGCCGUUCUAAGAGAUCAAUGGCCUUCAACGACCCCAACUACCCUAAGCAGUGGCAUCUGCACAAUUCCAAAAGUAAAGGCAUGGAUAUCAACGUAACAGGGGUGUGGGAGCGCAACAUCACUGGCCAAGGAGUCACAGUGGUGGUGAUAGAUGACGGGGUGGAGCACACCCACCAGGACAUCCAGUCCAACUAUAGUCCUGAGGGCAGUUAUGACUUGAACUCCGAUGACCCUGACCCCAUGCCUCACCCAGACCCCCACAGCGACAACCACCACGGGACGCGAUGUGCCGGAGAGAUCGCAGCCGUUCCCAACAAUAGCUUCUGUGCUGUGGGGGUGGCCUAUGGCAGCAAGGUGGCCGGAAUCAGAGUCCUGGAUGGCCCACUGACAGACAGCCUGGAGGCCAUAGCCUUCAACAAGCACUACCAGAUCAACGAUAUUUACAGCUGCAGUUGGGGUCCAGAUGAUGAUGGAAACACUGUGGAUGGACCCCAUCCUCUGGGCAAGGCGGCGCUGCAGCACGGGGUGAUUGCAGGCAGACAAGGCUUCGGCAGCAUCUUUGUGGUUGCUAGCGGAAACGGAGGUCAAUAUAACGACAACUGCAACUAUGACGGCUACGCCAACUCCAUCUACACCAUCACUAUCGGUGCGGUCGAUGAGAAAGGAAAAAAGCCCUUCUACGCUGAAGAGUGUGCCUCCAUGCUAGCUGUCACUUUCAGCAGCGGGGGAAUCAAGCUGAGGAGCAUUGUGACGUCAGACUGGUCCAUGCUGCAGGGGACCGGCUGUACGGAGGGCCACACUGGCACGUCUGCUGCGGCCCCCCUGGCGGCAGGAAUGGUGGCCCUCAUGCUUCAGGUCCGUCCCUGUCUCAGCUGGAGGGACGUGCAGCACAUCAUCACCUACACCGCCACCAUGUGUGACAAUAGUGCAGACUGGAGGACGAACGGAGCUGGUUUCAACCACAGCCACCAGCAUGGUUUCGGUGUGCUCAAUGCAUGGAGGCUCGUCAACGCUGCUAAGGUAUGGGAGUCAGUGCCAUUUCUUGUGUCAUAUCAGAGCUCAGUAAUAAAAGAAGAAAAUCUCAUCCCAGCUUAUCCCGGCGAGAUGAACCACACCUGGAAAGUCUCUGCUGCUGACCUGAAACAUUCGGGAAUGAAGACACUGGAACACGUGGCCGUUACCGUGACGUUGACCAACCCCUGCCGUGGCAAUGUGGAAAUCGUCUUAGUCUGCCCCAGCAAUAUGACGUCAGUAAUCGGGGCACGCCGCGCCACCGACAGAGACUCUUCUGGCUACCAGGAAUGGACUUUCUCGACUGUGCGCUGCUGGGGAGAGGAGGCUGAAGGCCAGUACACCAUCAAGAUAUCUGACCACAAGGAGCCAUCACUUGAGAAGUGUGCCACUCUGGGGCUCUUGAAGCAGUGUCAGUUGACUCUGUAUGGUUCCUCUAUGACUUUCAGCGAAGUCAAGGAGAGACAGAGGCUGGUGGAAGAUGCUAUGAGUGGAAAGUAUCUGGACAGCAGCUACUCUCUGCCAUGUCCUCCAGGCCUGGACAUCCCUCCAGAUAUCAUCAGCCCCUUCAGCUCCAACAACCUCAAGUUCCUGCUGUUGCUGGGCUGCUUUGCUCUUUUCUGGUCGCUCUACUACACACUGGAGGUCACGCUGACCCAAAUGGACCUCAGGGGCCUCCUCUGCCUGCGGAAGAGACGGGGACAGUGCCACCGGGCCAGGGGAGGGCGCCGGGGGAGAGGAGUGGAAGAGGCAUUGCUAGAGGAGGAGGAGUGUAGGGAGGAAGAGGAGCAGGACACCAGGGUGGAGUUGCAUGCAGUGUUGGCAAACGAGACCAAAGUGCCGCUUUUAAAUGGAGAGCGGACAGCAAUAUAGCAUUGAGCCAAACAAUGGGGCUAUAACUAGUCCCUCUCUUUGCUCAUUGGACGUCUCAGGCUCUCACUAUCUUCUCCAAACACACUCAGCCUCUAGCCAACUUUAUCAGUGGUGUGCUGCAGAUGUUGACUUUUGUCUGUAUUCUCCAAACACGUGGCCUUUUAUCAAAAUCUUUGUUUUGUGGCAUUAGAGUACGAGUUGGGCAGUGGGUGUUCUUUUGCACCUGUCAUAAUAACUUAUGUCCUUUUUUUGAGGACAAUCGUUUUAAAUUGGGGAUAUUUAGCUGGUCCUGGGGUUACAUUUCCCAUCAGGAUUAGGUUGGGGUUAGAGUAACGGUCAUGCAUGAACUGGAAAGGGACCUUAUAUGGUUUAAAGGAAUUCUUCACCUACAAAAAGACCAUUUACUUUCAAGUUAAACAAAAAUCAAAGAACUGAGAAAAGUCUUGAUGAUUUAAGUAAAUUGGGGCCACAUCAGAACAUCGGUUUACCCAACUCCUAUUUAACCAGUGGUAUGCUUACUACUUCUCAAACACAUCAGUUUUUGUAAGACGUUACUAUUUAAAACACUCCCUAACAGUCUAAGCCUUGCACAGGCGCAGUACUCAUUGUGCAAGUCUGAAGUGUUUCAAAUGCUGCCCCUUUUUAGUUAAAUUCAUCAAGACCUUUCUGUCUAGCAAAACUCAAGGUAACACAGGGUGAGUAAUUGAUAUAGUAUUAUAAGGUUGAAGUGUUCCUUUAACGUGUCGGUGUAAUUGCAUGUUUGCAUGCGUGAAAAGGUAUACAGGAAUGUCUGUGUACAUUGGUUCCCAAAGAAGAACCGAGCUUAGACGGGUGGGAUAUACUGUACUUCAAGUGGGCAUAUCAAACCAAGAGAAACAUGGGUUGUUUUAAAAAUGUGAUAUGCACUUUAGGAAUGUGCAAAUAGUCUGUAUGUGUGUGUGUGCUCUGUGUGUAUGUUGUUACAUUAGUGGGUGUGUUUGUUAUGGUCUUGACUGGAAAAGGUGUCCUCAAAUGUGAGGCUCCAUGAGAUUGCUGAUGAUUUUUUAAGAAUAAGAUUUAUUUUCUGAGGUGUUAUUUGACGUAUCUUAUUUUUAAGCCUGGGGUUAUUGUCUGCUGGUUAUAACCAACUACUGAUAAAAACUUGAAGUGGGAUUUUCAAGUGUGGGAUUUGUAUAGGUAUUUUUUUAUAAAGUGUAAUAUAUACACAAUGUGUGCCUGCUGUACAGAUAUAUAUAUAUCAAGUGUGUUUGAUGAUUUAUACACAUUGUUUUGUAAGAAUGUAUUAAAGAGUUCUAAUUUUAUAAUGUAAGGAUUAUUUUGAGGGAAGUUGGAAACUGUUUUGCUGUGCAAGUCACAGGUGAUCUGAAUGAUAAUAAAAACUUGAAGAUAAAUCCUCUGAGAUAACUGACACAGUUAAAGAAUUAUUAACGCACUUUUAGAAUCAGUGACACUGAUUAGGAUAUAAUUAUGUGGUUUUGACAUAAUUAUGAAGUGACAUAUUGAGUUUUUUUGUUCAACAACAAAUCUAAUGUAACAUGUCCACAUUGCAAUCCCUAAAACCACACUGCCAGCAUGCCAUAGCAACUUUAAGUGGGGGGAAAAAAUAAAGGCUAUCUAUGAUAUUUUUGAAGACUGUAAAAUACCCAAAGUGGCAUAACGUUACUCUACCAGAAUCUAAUCUUUAUUUUUUUUUAAUAAAGUCUGGGUUAAAACCUUCGGUAACAUAUCUGUAUUAUCAAGAAUUA